Knipowitschia caucasica is the source of this 690-nucleotide messenger RNA. NCBI's taxonomy places the organism in Eukaryota, Metazoa, Chordata, Actinopteri, Gobiiformes, Gobiidae. The record is from the annotation of a GenBank genome assembly.
AUGCCACCGAAGAGAGCAACAAGCAAAGUAGAGAUGGAGAAUGAGAUGGAGGACAUUCGAAAGUCGCUUAGCCAUAUGUCUGAGGAGCUGCCCAAAGUGACUCAACAGCUGGCAAAGCUAAUGGGACUUUUUGAAGAAGUUAGACAACUGAAGGAGCUGAUUAAAGAAAAAGACAAAACUAUCAAUGAGCUUGAAAAGAGGAUUGAUCAGUUGGAACAGUACACGAGGAUGGACGACGUGAUUAUCACCGGACUGAGAGUUAAACCCCGCUCCUAUGCCAAGGCGGCAGCCGGGGGGAGAAACAUCAGUGAAGAUGCUGACACAGAGGACCAACAAUCACUGGAGACACAGGUUGUGACAUUUCUGAUGGAAAAGGACAUACAUCUAGAUGCCAAAAAUCUCGCAGCCUGUCAUAUGCUCCCAAGGAAAGAUGUAAGAAGCAUGUCGUCGCUGCUUCGCUCCAAAUGGGGUCCGCUCAAAGACAACGAAGCCACCGUCGUCUUCUACAGCAAACAGAUCCUGGAGGGACUCAAAUAUGUCCACGACAGUCAGAUCGUGCACAGAGACAUUAAAUCGUAUAUUUCCAAAGUGGCUAAAGUUGAGUUCCAUGUUGAGAAGCAUCGAGGCUACAGUGUGCAGGCAGAUGGCAGCUCCUCUCAGCCGUCACUGUCUGUCACCGCCCAGACUUGA